GGGCCCGCGGCGGCCCGGGAGGACUGCCCCACCUCCCUCUUGCCUGAGCCGCGUCCCUGCACCCUGUCUACUGGACGUCCGUGACCCUCAGGACCCAGGAAGCAGCUGGGGACCCCAUGCCUGUCAGGGCUUUGAGUCCUGGAGAGAGGCAGGGGCUGACCCCCACCAGCCUGGCCAAGCUGACAUCAAGAUGCUGAGCCUGAAGAUCCCCAGGCUGUUCAGCAUAGACCAGGUGCCCCAGGUGUUCCAUGAGCGGGGCAUCCUCUUUGGCUACCGGCAUCCACAGAGCUCCGCCACAGCCUGUGUCCUCAGCCUUUUCCAAAUGACCAAUGAGACCCUCAACAUCUGGACUCACUUGCUGCCCUUCUGGUUCUUUGUGUGGAGGUUUGUGACAGCACUCUAUGUGACAGACAUCCAGAAUGAUACCUAUUCGUGGCCUCUGCUUGUGUACAUGUGCACCAGCUGCGUGUACCCUCUCGCAUCCAGCUGUGCGCACACCUUCAGCUGCAUGUCCAAGAAUGCCCGGCACAUCUGCUACUUCCUAGACUAUGGUGCCGUCAACCUCUUCAGCCUGGGCUCAGCCAUCGCCUACUCUGCAUAUACGUUUCCUGAAGCGCUGGUGCAAACCCCCUUCCAUGACUACUACAUAGUGCUGGCCGUGCUGAACACCAUCCUCAGCACCGGCCUUUCCUGCUACUCCAGGUUUCUUGAAAUCCAGAAGCCCCGUCUCUGCAAGGUGCUUCGAGUCCUCGCCUUUGCUUACCCUUACACCUGGGACUCCCUGCCCAUCUUCUACAGGCUCUUCCUGUUCCCAGACGAGGACAUUGAAAAUGAAGCCACCUUGUACCACCAGAAGCACGUUGUCAUGACCCUCCUGGCCUCAGUCUUGUAUUCUGCACACCUGCCGGAGUGCCUGGCCCCUGGAUGCUUUGACUACAUUGGUCACAGCCACCAGCUGUUUCACGUGUGCGUGAUUCUGGCCACACACCUGCAGAUGGAAGCCAUACUUCUGGACAAGACUCUAAGGAAGGAGUGGCUCAUGACCGCCUUCAGGCCCUUCUCUUUUUCUCAGAUAGCUGUAGCCGUAAUGCUGUGCCUCAUCUUCAGCCUCAGCAACAUAAUUUAUUUCUCUGCUGCUCUGUAUCGGAUUCCUGAGCCAGAAUUACAUAAAAAAGAAACAUGAUUCAGACUGUAA
Molecule: messenger RNA, 1195 nt
Organism: Ictidomys tridecemlineatus (thirteen-lined ground squirrel)
Lineage: Eukaryota; Metazoa; Chordata; Mammalia; Rodentia; Sciuridae
Source: RefSeq, a predicted model, not a curated record